Messenger RNA from Xenopus laevis (African clawed frog), 1414 nucleotides. RefSeq names its product caspase 1 S homeolog (gene casp1.S). Lineage: Eukaryota; Metazoa; Chordata; Amphibia; Anura; Pipidae. Gene Ontology annotation, cellular component: cytoplasm; AIM2 inflammasome complex; NLRP3 inflammasome complex. The record is from RefSeq and is marked provisional. Gene Ontology annotation, molecular function: cysteine-type endopeptidase activity; cysteine-type peptidase activity. Gene Ontology annotation, biological process: regulation of inflammatory response; proteolysis; regulation of apoptotic process.
CUGAACGCAAGUAAUUUAUCCUGUGUAUAAUAUAGCUGUCUUGCUACUCUAGAUAUGACAGCUCAGCUAAAUAAAGUGCGUAAAGCCAUUAUAAAUGGAUGCAACCCUGCAAUGAUUAGUGAUUUACUAGAUGAUUUGCAAGACAAACAUGUACUUAAGGACUAUGAAGUGGAACACAUUAAUAAGAAAAAUAACACAAGCAGAGACAGAUGCCGGGACAUGAUUGACAGUGUAAAGAAAAAAGGAGAGUACUCAAGCAACAUUCUUCUUGAGAGCCUGGUGAAGAAUCACAAAACACUGGCUGAAAGCCUGGGACUCCACGAACAUGCACCGUCGCCCAUUCAAGAACAUAAUGAGGAUACAAUUAAGGACAAAGAAAUCAACAGUGUAAUUCCUUGUUCUGCUGAAGAAUUCAAGAACAUUUAUGACUCUCACGGAGAUAAGAUUUAUGAAGUGCGGGAACGUGAAGGACGGAAGCGCUUGGCUCUUAUAAUCUGCAAUGAAACGUUUCAGUCUAUGAGUGAGCGUCGAGGGGCCAAGCUUGAUCUGGAAGGGAUGAACAAAUUACUAAAUGAAUUAGGAUACCAAGUCCAGCAACAUACAAACUUGACAAAAGCGGAAAUGGUGAAGGCAAUGAAGGAGUUUGCAGCCCGGGAGGAGCAUGCAGAUUCAGACAGCACCUUCAUAGUUUUGAUGUCUCAUGGAGAUAAGCCGGGAGUCUGUGGGACGGACAGCAAGAAGACAGAAAAUGGACAGUAUGGGGUGACUAACCUGCUACAGGUGGAUGAAAUCUUUUCUACAUUCAACAAUGUUAAGUGCUCUAGAUUGCGGGACAAACCAAAAGUCAUCAUUAUUCAGGCCUGCCGUGGGGAAAAUCAAGGCGGAGAAUUAGUCCGUGAUGAUGUGGCUCCGGCCCCUCUGAAAGAUGAUGCAGUCCAUCAUGUUCAAACAGAGACAGACUCCAUAUGCUUUUAUUCUUCUACACCAGAUACUGCUUCUUGGAGAAAUCCUACAAAGGGUUCUGUGUUCAUCAUACGUCUGAUUGAGAAAAUGAAUGAAUUAGCUCAUUGUCAACCACUAGGCGACAUAUUUCUUGAAGUACAGUCCUCGUUUAAGGAUAAAUCCCCAAACCAAUACUCACAGAUGCCCACACUAGAGAGAUCUACAAUGACAAAGAAAUUUUACCUUUUCCCAGGCUACUGACGUAAGGAAUUAAUGAACGGAAUCAAUAACAUCAAGAGCUUUGAAUUUAGAUUUAUUUUUCCUCUGCGGCAAAAUGGGUUAAGUGUUUUGGGGCGUCUCUAAAAUCCUAUCCAAAUGACGGUAGCUUCUUAAAUCUUUUAAAACAAUGAGUGAUAUUAAACAAAAAUAAAUGAAAAAAAUGUAACUGUUUAAAUAAAUACAGUAACUAGAA